AUGUCACGUGUUCCGUGUGGACGGAUAUGUCAUCAGGAAAGGAUGGAAGUAACGUUGCAUAGUUAUGCACGUGGAUCAUUCGGUUUAGUUGUACAUGAUCAAAUUUCAAAAUCGCAUUUAUCUCAACCAAAACGUCGACCACUUUUCAUUUCAUAUAUGGAAAAAAAUUCACCUGCUGAGAGAAGUGGAGUAUUACAAGUUGGUGAUCGUAUCAUUGCUAUCAAUGAUUGGAGUAGCAUAAAUGGUACCGCUGAAGAAGGAAAUCAAAUACUAAGGCAAGCGACAAGCCCGUUGAAAUUAUUCGUUGAAUUUGAUGUAAUUGAAAGUGCUUUACCAUUUGAUGGAGUUUUUGAUGUGAAAUUAGCAAAAAGAGGAAAUAAUCUUGGUAUUGUGGUUAGAAGUGAAGCAGAAAAUACGAAGGGUGAACCAGUUAUCAUAUCAGAUGUACAAGUUGGAAGCGUUGCUUAUCGUUGUGGAUCUCUUCAUAGUGGUGAUCGUAUUUUAGCAGUUGAUAAUAUUCUAUUGGAAUCAUGUACUGUUGAGGAAGCAAUGCGUUUAUUGCAACGUACCGGUGAUAUUGUUAAAUUACGAGUUCGUAAAGGUGUUACUUCUGGACAGGUGUUUAAUUCUUAUUAA
Acanthocheilonema viteae is the source of this 636-nucleotide messenger RNA. The record is from the annotation of a GenBank genome assembly. NCBI's taxonomy places the organism in Eukaryota, Metazoa, Nematoda, Chromadorea, Rhabditida, Onchocercidae.